CCGGGAAAUCAUCAACGGUUUUCCGCCGCGCGAGCACGUACGUCGCGUCGUACAAGUUUCGGAGCGACGUUAAUCUCGUCCGUCUUGCGUCUUCGAACACGAUUUUUAAAAAAGUUUCUCAACCUGUGUGCAGUGAACAUUAAGAAUUUACUUGUUUUGUGGGAUGUUUGUGAUUUUUUUGUGUUUCUCAAAAGUUUUGUUGACACUUAUACUUAUUGGAGUCCAUCAAUCAAGCCCCACUCUACGAGGACAAUUGAGACAGGCCGCGAACAUCUGUAGCACUUAUCAUGUCCAACUAGACUAUUCAAUGUCCAUCUAAGAAUGACAAUCCCGGAGUAAACUUCAGGACAGAGAUAGAAAUAAAUCUGUUAUCAAUGAACGACCUAAAUUACAACGCAGGAAUGAGUUCCUACCAAUUCGUGAACUCCCUGGCGUCCUGCUAUGGGAACCAGGUUCCUGGACGCACGGGUACGCCUGUGGAACAGUCAGGGCACCCUGGAUUGCCAACGCCUGGAGCGGACUAUUACAAUCCAAAUGCCAGCGCGUCAUAUCCAAACACUUGUUAUUCACCACCGCAAGUUGGCCACCAUUAUCCUCAACAUCCAUAUGCGACGCCAGCAGCAGGAGCUCAUAUGCAGCCACAAACUAUGAUUGAUUACACACAACUACAUCCACAAAGACUGGGUACGACAGCGAGCCAUGUGCACCAACAUUCAAAUCCGAGCCCUGGAGCACUGUCUCCGAAUCUUAUGUCGACGCCACCCAGUCAAGCUACGAGUGCUAGUUGUAAAUUCGCCGAUUCAACCUCCACAACAGGAAUAGCAUCACCACAGGACCUUUCCACAUCCUCGGGCCCUGGUAGAACAUCACCGGGCUUUGGAAAUGUUGGCAAUGCAGCCGGCACUACGAGUACUAAGCUUGGUUUGACUACUCCAAUCGCUUCUCCGGUUGAGCAUAAAGCGAAUAUAAACCAAAACAUUUCGAGCCCUGCAUCUAGUACUUCUAGCAAUGAGAGCAAUGAAGCAAACAAUUCUAGUUCAAGUAAUACGAAGAACGCGAAAUCUUCUGGCAGUACGCAAGCGAAUCCUCCGCAGAUUUACCCUUGGAUGAAACGAGUUCACCUAGGCCAAAGUACAGUCAAUGCGAAUGGAGAGACGAAACGCCAAAGGACGUCAUACACCCGGUACCAGACGCUCGAGCUCGAGAAAGAGUUUCACUUCAACCGGUACCUGACGAGGAGGAGACGGAUCGAGAUCGCGCACGCGCUCUGUCUAACCGAGCGCCAAAUCAAGAUCUGGUUCCAGAACCGGCGCAUGAAGUGGAAGAAAGAACACAAAAUGGCAUCGAUGAAUAUCGUUCCAUACCAUAUGAAUCCGUACGGCCAUCCUUACCAAUUCGACCUUCACCCGAGUCAAUUUGCGCACUUGUCAGCAUAGGAUCAGUGGAAUUUUUCGAAUAGUGGAUAACUGAUUUACUAACCCUAUUAGUCUGCCGUUUUAAGACGGAGUUGUAUGUAACAUCACACUAGCAUAAUGUGAUGUUACAGCAACUAGACUAGAUCAGUUAUUCGCUGUUCGAAAAAUUUAUUUAAACUAAUUUGUUGAAAGUUGUUGUUGUGACAUUCAGUGACACUCAAAAACAAAAUGUGUUCGUGCUGAAAUACAUAAGUGUAAAAGAGUAAGGAAGAAGACAAAGGACAUCCAAUAGUGAAACAUUUUAAUUACAAUCUGUACAUAAUCCAUAUUUUUAAAUACUUAACUUGCAGCUAGCUAUGUUAAACAAAUAACUUAGAAUCAACAUGAACGUGUCAAAUUGUUGAUUUAGAAAGAAAUUUGCCUAGUCAUAAGCUAUAAAUUGAUGCGCAUUUUAUUCCUAAAAUUGUAAUAUAUAAACAAAGUAUGAAUAAUAGUGUAAAUUGUGAUGGCUAGUUAGAAUAUAGGAUAGGAGUGUUUGUUAGAUUUCAAAUAUUAAAAGUAUCAAGCAACAUACAAACAUAACGACAUAGUUAAAAGUAAUUGUGUAUAGAAUAGCUGUCGCGCAAAGUAACAAAUUCGGAAAUGUACAGGGAUAAGAUAAACUUUUGGCGAAUUCAAAACGAAAUUAUAACUAUUGAAAUAACGAAUCAUUUUUACUGAAACCAUUUAAUUACUUAACGAUAUAAUGAUGUUAUAGAUUAGCAAGGGCUUGUAAGACGCUGUGAACUUAAUUACAGGAUAUAAGCUCAGUUAAUUUAGAAAACUGUGAAUAAUUACUUAUUUCUUCCUAAUUUGUAAAUAUGAAAUAAAAUAGCAUUAAAAUAUCUGAAAAAGUUUAAUAUAUAUCAACAUGAUGUCAACUUUUUCGAUGAACUGUUUUAUGUUCCUGUUCUUAGUUGUAAAUAACAAAUAUGUAAUAUGAAUAUGAUUAUAAAAUCAUGGUUAAUAGCAUUAUAAUUUAGAAUAAUAUCUACAAAUAGUUUUAAAAUAUGUCCACCAAUGAUACCAACUUAUUGAUUCAUAUGACUAAUGCGUACUUUAAAAUCUUUAAUGUCGUAUUUGUAAAAUGUACUUAAAAUAUAAAAUUAGUGGGUAAAGAUUUUUUAAUUUCUUCUCUUAAAAAGUAUUUUAGUGUACAUCUAUUAAAUUUUUAUUAUUCUUCCAUUAGUUCUGCAGUUUCAUAUAAAAUUAAAGCUUAAAGUUUUGUUAGAAUCUCUUCAAUGUCGUGGUCAGCUGUGAUAUUUUGUUAAAAUUUAUUCUUAAGUGAAACAUAUUUUUGAGUUUCAUAUUUAAAAUCUGAUGGUGUGGUUGUAUGAUUUUCGAUUUAAUUACGACUUUUACCUGGUUUCAUUUGUUGCUUUAUUUAUUGUUUGUAAAUAGUAGGUUUUGUCACAUAGUGUUAAACAAAUAAUUUCCGAAUACCCAUUAAUGAGAUGCUCAUGUUUUUGUUCAAGAACAUUUUCUACAUUGUAAAUUAUGUUGUGCAAUAGGAUGUGGCCUAUUAUUCGAACUGUCUCUAUUAUUUCCUAUUUUGUAUAAUAUUGUUUAUUUACUUGUGUUAUUUCUUUCUAAUUAAUAAAUAUAAAUAUCUUUAUCGUUCAUUCCAGUUAAAUGAGAGCUCUAGUGAAGUAUGCUACAUGAUCAUUUAAAUUAUUAUAUUGUAUGAAUAAAAUGUAUUAUUAAAUUUGAGAAAA
Molecule: messenger RNA, 3169 nt
Organism: Maniola jurtina (meadow brown)
Lineage: Eukaryota; Metazoa; Arthropoda; Insecta; Lepidoptera; Nymphalidae
Gene: Scr
Product: homeotic protein Sex combs reduced
Exons: 3
Coding region: 375-1436 (353 amino acids)
Biological process (GO): regulation of transcription by RNA polymerase II; anterior/posterior pattern specification
Cellular component (GO): nucleus
Molecular function (GO): RNA polymerase II cis-regulatory region sequence-specific DNA binding; DNA-binding transcription factor activity, RNA polymerase II-specific
Source: RefSeq, a predicted model, not a curated record